AUGUCCCACCGUCAAUGGUUGUGCAGCGUCUGUUCUGCUCACUUUACUCGGAUGGAGCAUCUCAGGCGGCAUCUCAGAUCACAUGACAAUGAGCGGCCAUACGCAUGCGCGCUAUGUCAGAGAACCUUUACGCGAAAAGAUGCAAUGAAACGUCAUGAGAAAACAUGCAAAGCACAGCCCAGUGUCAUCAAUGAUCAUGACACGCUGCCCCCCAUGUAUAAUAGGGGGAAUGGUCACAGUGCCAACGAAGCUCUUUUCCAAAACACAGACCUAGACGUAGCUGGCGACGACGCUUGCCUAGCCAAUAUUCCUACUUCGUCGGAUUUCGAAGCCCUCGAUCUGUUGUACUCCCAAGAUCUAACACCAGAUAGCACAGCCCUGGCGGGGAGAUUAGAAUUCCUAGCAUACUUUACAAGCGCCAAUGGGAUGGCGACUUUCUUGGACCAGGAUACGCUCAAACAAUGGCAGAUGAUGUUACUAGAGCAUGAACGACAUAUUGAAGUGUACGGAUACGACUGUGACGCGACGGGCCUGCGUGAGACUUGUCAUUCAGCUAGGAUACACGUCUUUCCCAAUUCAUGGGGAGACGCCUUUGAGACUACGAUCGACCCGUCUGUGGUACAUAUGACCCCUGACGACUCAGAUCUUCUUUUUCUUAGAAGUCAAGAGAUCAUUCAUGAUCUCCGAGCUCUCAUUGCUCGGAAAGCGGACCAAAGUAUCAUCGAGCUGGACUGGAGCCCCUCAGUGCAAGAAUCAUGCAGUACCUUGUUUGCACCCAACAACAUGCGCCGCUUCUUGGGAUAUUUCUGGUCCCUCUGGUACCCAAACUGUCCGAUUGUGCACCGACCAUCUUUUAAUCCACAGACAGCACCACUGACCCUAUUAUGUGUUAUGGUAAUUAUCGGGGCUUGUCUUUCACCCCAUGAUGGAGAUGAGUUGCGUGCAAGGAUGUGGCUCGACACUGUGGAAGAAUUGGUAUUCAGCAACGAGAUAUUCCAGGAAAAGUCUGCCAUGGCAACCACACCACCUGUCCUCGAAGGACAAACAGAAUGGAAGAAGAGGCGUGUAGAGUGCCUGCAGAUGACAUACUUAAUAUGUUCAUUACAAAAAAGAGAGGGCUCCAUCAAGGCACAGACGAGAAGUCGCAGAUACCGGCAUACAAUGAUGGUCACGGUAAGUCUUCUCAUGUCGGUACUUUCGCUGUACCGCGGGUGGUGGUGA
This is a messenger RNA of Aspergillus pseudotamarii, 1221 nucleotides long. Its product is annotated as transcription factor domain-containing protein. Bases 1 to 1221 code for a protein of 406 amino acids. The record is from RefSeq and is a predicted model, not a curated record. Gene Ontology annotation, cellular component: chromatin. Lineage: Eukaryota; Fungi; Ascomycota; Eurotiomycetes; Eurotiales; Aspergillaceae. The transcript has 3 exons. Gene Ontology annotation, molecular function: zinc ion binding; DNA-binding transcription factor activity, RNA polymerase II-specific; RNA polymerase II cis-regulatory region sequence-specific DNA binding. Gene Ontology annotation, biological process: regulation of transcription by RNA polymerase II; DNA-templated transcription.